CUGGGCCUGGCCAGGAUGGACCAGGCUGAUCUAGGGUGUGAGGCUGCACAGUUUUGUCUCAGGGCUGGCAGGGAAGGGGGCAGGACUGGGGGAGCACAGCAGCUGAGAGCUAACCCUGCCUCACCUCUCUGCCAGGGGCCCGUGUUGGAAGGAGAUCUAAGAUGAAGUUAUGGGAUGUUGUGGCUGUCUGUGUGGUGCUGCUCAACAUGGUCUCUACCUCACCCCUGCCCACUGGUAAGAUGCCUCCCAAGGGGCCCCCUUCAGUGGUAGAGGGGCCUGAAGACGAUCUCUCCCCCAUCAGCCUGCUGCCUCCCUAUGCUGUGCAGAGUGACUCUAAUAUGCCAGAGGAUUAUCCAGAUCAGUUUGAUGAGGUAGUGGACUUUAUUCAAGCCACCAUUAAAAGACUGAGGAGGUCGCCGGAUAAACAGACUCCAAUUUUUUCUAGGCGGGAGAGAAACCGGCAAAACACAGCCACAAACGUAGAGAAUUCCAGCAAAAAGGGAAGGAGGAAUCAAAAGGGCAAACAUCGAGGAUGUGUCUUAACAGAAAUACAUUUAAAUGUGACUGACUUGGAUUUGGGAUAUGAAACCAAAGAAGAGCUAAUUUUCCGGUAUUGCAGUGGAUCUUGUGAUGCAGCCGAGACCACGUAUGACAAAAUUAUAAAAAAUUUAACCAGAAAGAAAAAACUAGUCACUGACAAAGUAAGGCAAGCUUGUUGCAGACCCACAGCCUUUGAUGAUGACCUGUCCUUUUUGGAUGAUAACCUGGUUUACCACAUACUGAAAAAACAUUCCGCAAAAAGGUGUGGAUGCAUCUGA
Molecule: messenger RNA, 818 nt
Organism: Harpia harpyja (harpy eagle)
Lineage: Eukaryota; Metazoa; Chordata; Aves; Accipitriformes; Accipitridae
Product: glial cell line-derived neurotrophic factor-like
Exons: 2
Coding region: 162-818 (218 amino acids)
Biological process (GO): peripheral nervous system development; negative regulation of neuron apoptotic process; positive regulation of branching involved in ureteric bud morphogenesis
Molecular function (GO): growth factor activity; glial cell-derived neurotrophic factor receptor binding; receptor tyrosine kinase binding
Source: RefSeq, a predicted model, not a curated record